GCAGUUCCGCGGCGCUAAAGGGCUGCGAGGGUGCGCGCGCGCGCGGGCGCGCGCCUUCCUGCCGUCUCCUCUCCUCUCCUCUUCUCCUCCUCCUCCUCCCCCUCCCCGUCCGUCGCCGCCAUGAUAGUGUUUGUCAGGUUCAACUCCAGCCACGGCUUCCCCGUGGAGGUUGGGUCUGAAGCCAGCAUCCUCCAGCUGAAGGAGGUGGUUGCCCAGCGACAGGGAGUUCCAGCUGACCAGCUGCGGGUGAUCUUCGCAGGGAGGGAGCUCAGCAAUGACCUGACACUGCAGAACUGUGACCUAGCCCAGCAGAGUAUCGUUCAUAUUGUUCAGAGGCCACAGAAGAGCAGUAAGAACAAGGAUGAGGCAGAAGAUAACUGUCCUGGGGGGAUUCUGAAAGCCUUGCAACAAGAACCUGCAAGUCUGACUCGUGUAGAUCUCAGUACCAGCAUCCUGCCAUCACUCUCUGCGGGGUUGGCUGUUAUUCUGGAUACUACAAAAAACAGCACGUCUCCUCCUUCAGAAAAAUCAGGUGCAACUGGAUACAAUAGUUUUUAUGUUUUUUGCAAAAAUUUCUGCCAAGCUGUUAAACCUGGGAAGCUGAGAGUCCGCUGCAGUGUGUGUAAACAAGGAACACUGACGUUGGCGAGGGGUCCAUCUUGUUGGGAUGAUGUGCUGGUUUCCAAUCGAAUGAGAGGUGUUUGCCAGUCCCAAAGAUGCAAUGGAAACAUAGCGGAGUUUUACUUUAAAUGUGGAGCACACCCAACCACUGACAGUGAAACAUCUGUGGCUUUGUACCUCGUUACAACAAACAGUCGCUGUAUCCCUUGUAUAACAUGCACCGAUAUUAGGAGUCCUGUGCUUGUGUUCCAGUGCAUCCAUCGCCAUGUCAUCUGCCUGGACUGUUUCCAUUUGUACUGUGUGACCAUGCUGAAUGACCGUCAGUUCAUCCAUGACCCAGAGCUUGGAUAUUCUCUCCCUUGUGUAGCUGGCUGUCCAGACUCUUUGAUUAAAGAGCUUCAUCACUUCAGGAUUCUGGGAGAAGAACAGUACAACCGCUACCAGCGCUAUGGGGCCGAGGAGUGCGUGCUGCAGAUGGGAGGAGUGCUGUGUCCAACUCCUGGAUGUGGAGCAGGCCUGCUUCCUGAGCCAGGAAUGAGGAGAAUUGUAUGUGAGCCAGGCAACGGAAUGGGCUGUGGGUUUGUGUUCUGCCGUGAAUGCAAAGAAGAAUACCACGAAGGCAAAUGCAGCUCUCUCCUCAGCAUGCACGGAGCCAUGGCCCAGAAGGGAUACGUAGUCGAUGAACAUGCAGCCAUGCAAGCUCGAUGGGAAGAGGCAUCUAGAGAAACAAUCAAGAAGACAACCAAGCCAUGUCCAAGCUGCAAUAUUCCAGUAGAAAAAAAUGGUGGCUGCAUGCACAUGAAAUGUCCUCGCCCUCAGUGCAGAUUUGAGUGGUGCUGGAACUGUGGCCUGGAGUGGAACAGAACCUGCAUGGGAGAUCAUUGGUUUGAGUAGUGGUGCUGAGGACAGCCUAUGUCAUCAGGGCCAAAUUCUGAACUCCUUGCUUAAACAAAUCUCCAAGUGGUUUCAGGUACACAGAGUUCAGAAAUUGGCCCAGUUUGUUGGUUUUUGCUUUCUUGCAUACACAAUCAUACUCAAAUCACACUGAAGUUAAUGCCAAGGGCUUUAAAUCCACUAAGCAACAAAUGUAAUUGUUUUAAUGGGCAGUCUUGCUCACUGUGGUACAAAGAGGGGUACAUUCUUCCUUAUCUUUCUGAACUUGUGUAGUCUGUUAGCACAGAGAGCAUAUAGGAUUACUAUGAGGAAAUUUUCUUCACAUUUAUUGUCAGGAAUCUGCAACUUUUGCAAGAAGAGUGGCCUGCGUUGUGUGUGUGAGUGUCAAGAAGGAGUGGCGGAUGGGUCCUGCAUCAGCUGCUUUUUCUUUGACCACUCCUUUGCUCAUUCAGCACAAUUUUUUACUUAGAUUUUUGAUUUUAUGGCAGUAUUUCUUAACAGCUUUUUUGGCAGAGGAAAGACUGUGGCUCUUUGGUGUUUUCUCAGGUUUCCUUCCUCACAGGAAGGAGGGGUUUUGCUUUCAAACCAAAUUCUCAUAGAAAUAUCCAGCCUUACGCUGUAUUUGUGCAUGGGUAUCUGCAACAUAUGACCCGAAACCUGUCUAUGUACUUAUUAUUGACUUUGUCACCAUUGAAAGACUAGCUAAGGAUACAGUUUCAGCACUAGUCAGGACUUCUGUUGUAGUGGUGGCUGGAUCUGACUCAGCAUCGUGCAAGCUGGACUCACAGGGCUUAAUUUUUUCUUAUUUUUACCUCAACAUUUUGGAUAUGGCAAAGGGAGGCAGGAGGAGACUUCUCAGGGGGUUUUCUCUACCAUCGUUAUACUAAAUUGAAUCAGAGUGUGGGCAAAGCUCUGAAAAUACAUAGCUCAAAGAGUGUGAGGCAGAUGAACUUCUUUCAUUUUACGUUAGCACAGUAAGUAAAACUUAGUGGAGUUUUCAAGCCUGAACCAUCUUGGUAUGGUGUGCUUUAUUUUUCUGUCUCAUUGUGAAAUGAAAUGUCCACUGUUCACAUCCAAAAUGCUAUGUAAGGAUUUGCACAAUUCAGUUUUGAGGAAACAACGCACAAUAAAUAAAGUGGUCAAAAGUUUAAA
Molecule: messenger RNA, 2667 nt
Organism: Calypte anna (Anna's hummingbird)
Lineage: Eukaryota; Metazoa; Chordata; Aves; Apodiformes; Trochilidae
Gene: PRKN
Product: parkin RBR E3 ubiquitin protein ligase
Exons: 12
Coding region: 121-1515 (464 amino acids)
Biological process (GO): protein polyubiquitination; regulation of cellular response to oxidative stress; ubiquitin-dependent protein catabolic process
Cellular component (GO): mitochondrion; Golgi apparatus; cytosol
Molecular function (GO): ubiquitin conjugating enzyme binding; ubiquitin protein ligase activity; zinc ion binding
Source: RefSeq, a predicted model, not a curated record